Exophiala mesophila is the source of this 1734-nucleotide messenger RNA. RefSeq lists its product as uncharacterized. The record is from RefSeq and is a predicted model, not a curated record. Lineage: Eukaryota; Fungi; Ascomycota; Eurotiomycetes; Chaetothyriales; Herpotrichiellaceae. Gene Ontology annotation, molecular function: oxidoreductase activity. The transcript has a single exon. The coding region runs from base 1 to 1623 and encodes 540 amino acids.
AUGCCUCCUUCACUUGGAUCCGCGACCAUCAAACAUGGCAUCAGCAAAAUGCCGCACGUUGCCAUUGUCGGGGCCGGCAUGGCCGGACUUCGAUGCGCAGAUGUCCUGGCACGCAGCGGCAUCAAGGUCACCAUGUUCGAAGCCAGGAACCGUAUCGGCGGCCGAAUCCAUCAGAUACAGUCUGGCGGAUACUUGAUGGACAUGGGCCCAAACUGGAUCCAUGGCACCAAAGGAAACCCGAUCAUGGAGCUGGCUCAAAAGACCAACACCGCCGUGAUCAGCCCAGACGAGGAUGGAGCACUCUUCGACACUCAAGGUCGUCGUCGUCCCGAUACCCAAGCCACGCAGCUAUCAGGGACUAUCUGGGGAAUGGUGAUUGAUGCGUUCAAGCAUUCGGACGACCACACAGAUACCAUCGAUCCUAACACGAGUCUUUACGACCAUUUUCGGACUGUCCUGGCGAAACAGUCCCUAACCAAAGAUGAAGAAUAUGAUCUUCUUCGUGAAUCUGAAAUGUGGGGACCCUUUGUCGGCGAUCCAAUCCAGACACAAAGUCUUAAGUUCUUCUGGCUGGAAGAAUGUAUUGAGGGCGAGAAUGUCUUUGUCGCCAGUACGUACAAGGACAUUCUCAAGUCUAUUGGCGACCAGGUCGUCUCACAUGACCUUGUCGACCUGCACCUUGAUAGUGAAGUGAUCCGGAUCAAGAGGUGCGACAUCGUCGUCGAGACAGGGGACACGGCAGUGACGAAACAAGUACAAGUGACCAUCUCAAAUGGUUGUGUCCAAGACUUUGACCAUGUCGUCGUCACCUGUCCGCUUGGCUGGCUUAAACAACACGGCGAAUCCGUCUUCAGUCCUCCUCUACCAACUCGCUUGUGCCAGGCCAUCGACCAUAUCAACUACGGGCGGUUAGAGAAACUGUACAUUACAUUUCCACGAGCAUUCUGGCUAGGACCACCUUCGAUCGACUCGACCAGUAAUACUAGCUACCCGCUCUUCACCCACUUCCAAGACCCAGAUUACAUCGCCCACCCAGCCGAUCAACCAUGGAAUCAAAACGUCGUAUCGCUAGCCCAUCUCCCAUCCCCACACUCCCACCCCACACUCCUCUUCUACAUGUACGGCCCAUGCGCGACGCAUCUAGUCAGUCAAAUCAAGGACCACCCUGUAGACUCCCAUCAAUACCGAGAAAUCCUCGACACAUUCGCCCACCCGUUCUACACUCGUCUACCACAUUACUCAGACACUGACUCAGCAUGUCACCCAACCUCAUUCCUCAUAACCCAAUGGCAGAACGACGAGUUCGCCGGUCAUGGCAGCUACUCAAACUUUCAGGUCGGGUUGGAACGUGGGGAUGAGGAUAUCGAGGUCAUGCGCGACGCGGGUGGGUUGACGAAUAAAGGUAUUUGGUUUGCUGGCGAACAUACAGCUCCUUUUAUUGCGAUUGGCACUACAACUGGCGCUUAUUGGAGUGGUGAGGCGGUGGCGAGGAGGAUUUGUUUGAGUCAUGGGAUUCAUAUGGAUGAAAAUGGGGAUGCAUUAGAAAGCAUAGGCUUGGAAAAGAAGAAGGAUCUUGUGGAGGGCAAAUCCGAUGCGGCUAGUUUGAAUGGUUUGGCGAUCUAGGAAACCGCCAGGUCAUUAAGUCUUCAUGAGCCCAUUUGCGUCAUAUCAUUAGACUGGUCUGUAUAUAGAGCGAGCCCAUGCAGUGCAGUGCAGCGCAUUUUUCUUUUUUUC